Molecule: messenger RNA, 7095 nt
Organism: Myxocyprinus asiaticus (Chinese sucker)
Lineage: Eukaryota; Metazoa; Chordata; Actinopteri; Cypriniformes; Catostomidae
Product: non-homologous end joining factor IFFO1-like
Exons: 9
Coding region: 318-2339 (673 amino acids)
Source: RefSeq, a predicted model, not a curated record
GUUGCUCUUCUCAUGUUUAUUUCUGCUGCCCUGUAGCUUGGCUGUUCUGCUACAUCUCAAGACUUGUUUAAUCCUCUCAAAGAAAAUAAACCGCAUCUGCUAAGGCACCGUCACAACAGUGACAUGCAAAUACGCGUAAUGCAUCCUUUGUGUUGGACUAUAGAUUGUCAUAGUUAUUUUAUGGCCAGCUCAUUAGUUUGAUCGGGUGUUAAUCGGAUUCAUUCAUUUGGUUACAUUGAAUCGGACAAGCGUUCCUUCGGUUUACCAACUUGAGAAAUAAGUAACGGCGUUGAAAGUACACAGUUAAAUCAGUGUUCAUGCCGGAUUUUGAGCAUUUCAGAUUUUCUCACUCCAGAAUGAAUCCUGUAUUGGGGGAGCAUGUGUACCCGUUCCAGCAGAACCAGGUGACGGGCUUAUCGGACUCUGCGUCCUCGGGCUAUUGGACAGAUUCUGUGUAUGGCGCACCUGACCCAGGCCUUUUCUUGGGCGAACACACGGGAGAUAUCGGACAAGACUGCGUCACUGGAUUUGACCUGGGUGCUUUUCCUUCUUCAGGUACAUCGUAUCUGCAUUUGGGUAACUAUUUGCACCGGGUGUCUCCACCACCUCCAGCCGCCACGGCCCUGCGUAACGACCUGGGCUCCAACAUAAGCGUCCUCAAGACUCUGAAUCUGCGCUUCCGCUGCUUUUUAGCCAAAGUGCAUGAACUAGAACGCCGCAAUAAAGUGUUGGAGAAGCAAUUGCAACUAGCUUUAGAUGACAGUAACGACCGUGGAGAGUGUGUGCGCAAUAACAAGCCUUUAACUCGAGAUGUUGGAGUUCAAACUGGCUUCGUUGGGUUAAUUCCUAUAAGGCCAGACCUGAUAUCGAUUCAGAACGCAAAUGACUCCGCAUAUCUGUCCGGAGGCUUGCUGUCACCUAUAUUGAAUAACACCAUCCUGCCUUUCGAGUCCAUUAACAAAACAACCCUUGAAAACCUAAAUUCCUCAGGUCUGACGGACUCCAAUUCCAAUCUCACCCCAAACUUCCCCAUCAGUCCGGUAUCACCUAUUGACCCAGCAACAAAAAACAUCAGUAAUGUUAACGGCAAAUAUGUCAACAUUGGGAUUGGCUGUACCACCAACCCCCCACCUAGAGUUCAUUCUGGGUCUAUUUGGUCUUUGAGUAACACCCAGAGGUUCAGCACAGGGCGUGAGUCGCGCGUCGCGGGUCUAGGUGUGUCAUCAUGGGUGCCGCCGCCGCCUCCAGACGGGGUGGGUGUCCAAAUCGACACCAUCACUCCAGAGAUUCGGGCUCUGUACAAUGUGCUCGCCAAAGUGAAGAGGGAGAGAAACGAAUACAAACGAAGAUGGGAAGAAGAAUACACAAUGAGGAUGGAUCUACAGGAAAAGGUUGCAGAGCUUGAAGAGGACCUACAGGAGAGUGAGGUGUAUCAGGAUGAGUUGUCUCUGAGGGUUAAGCAGCUUAAAGCAGAGCUGGUUCUUUUCAAAGGUCUUAUGAGCAAUAAUCACUCAGAUUUAGACAGUAAGAUCCAGGAGAAGGCCAUGAAAGUGGACAUGGACAUCUGUCGCAGGAUCGACAUUACGGCCCGCCUGUGUGACGUAGCACAGCAGAGAAAUUGCGAGGAUAUGAUUCAAAUCUUCCAGCAAGUAGCCACACCUCCCUCAACUUUGACUCGCCACUCUCGAAAACCGGCACCACAGACAGUCAGAGGGAAUGAGAGUGAUGAACCAAUAAGCAUCUCACAGAGUGAGGAGAGCGACAAUAAGGAGGCGGAGCUGUGUGGCUCAUCAGCCAAUCAGAUCAAUGAGGAAAUGCAGAGGAUGCUCAACCAGUUGCGUGAGAGUGAGUUUGAAGAUGACUGUGAUAGUCUGGCAUGGGAAGAAACUGAGGAAACACUUUUACUCUGGGAGGAUUUUCCAGGAUGCUCCUUCAGCAUUGAGACUCAAGGGGAGCAAGAGGAGUCCAUAGAGAAAGUGAUAAAGGACACUGAGUCUCUUUUCAAGUCCCGUGAAAAGGAAUAUCAAGACACCAUAGACCAAAUCGAGUUGGAGUUGGCAACAGCCAAGUCAGAUAUGAACAGGCAUUUACAUGAGUAUAUGGAGAUGUGUAGCAUGAAAAGAGGGCUGGACGUUCAGAUGGAGACGUGCAGACGAUUAAUCACUCAGAGUGGAGACAGAAAGUCCCCUCCUCUCAUUUCGGUUGCUGUGGAGGAGGGAGAGAAUGCAGAGAGGGAGAGGAAGAAAGAAACUCCUGCAGCAAAUUCUGACUGCACUGAACCGUAUAAUGACAUGCAGUCAAACUCUGCUGUCCUGGACCAAACAUGGAAAAAGUCUUAAGAGCCUUUUUAUCCUUCUAGCCCCACAGUAAUAGCUGCAAAUAUAAAGCUAUGGCUGUGAUAAUUUCAAAAGUGAGAAUGUGAUAUUGCCACAAGCCUCCACAGUACGGAAGUUAUAGUUACCCUGUGAGAGGCAAGUAAUGUUGGGUGGUUUCACUAGUGCCCUCUAUUGGAAUACACCAUUAAUAUACCUUAAAGGGAUAGUUCACCCAAAAAUGAAAAUUCUGUCAUCAUUCUCAUCUUUAUGUCAUUCCAAACCAGUGGAACGCAACAAGAAAAUGUUUGGCAGAAUGUUCAGGAAUAACAACUUCAGUCUCCAAUCAUUUUCUUUGUAUAGAAAAAAAGUAGUGUCAACAUUAGGGUGAAUGACAUGAAGGUGAACUUUUUUGGUUGAACUGUUGCUUUAAACAAAAGCAAAUUGUGCACUUUCUCUACAUAGAAUAUUAUAAAAUUCUGCCAAAGAAAUUGGUGGCUGAUGUGGUAUCAGUAUUUCUAGACAAUUUUACAAUGUACUUGCUUGAAGACAUUACCUGCUCUUGAUUCAUUCGCUCACUAUUCAGGGGGCGGGGUGUUAAACCUUUGAUGUUUAAAACAUAAAAGCAAGUUAUUAACUGCUGGACAAGCGCUUAUCAGUUUGUUAUGCUUCUGCUACUAUUAAUGACAGCAAUAUAAAAUAUAUUUAAAUAGGUCAACAGUCAACAUUUUACAGCUGUGAAUGAGGUUAAUUUUGGGACCAGUAAUUAUAAUACUUUGAUUAAGCACUUUAGCAUGAUGUUUUUGCUUUUAUUUACUUAUUUUAUAGAGCUGUGCUGAAAUUGGUGUUGUGAAUAAAGGCCAGUGCCAAGUUGCAACAAACCCAUUUAGAAUACCCUUGAAAGUAAUAAUUGUAAGGGUAUUGUUACCAAGGUUUUUCUUAAGGGGUUACUUGCAAAUUACUUGUCAUUGGUCUUGUAAAUUGAUCAUUAACUACUGUUUCUAGUUUGAAGUUGUCUUAAUCUUAAGCAUUGCUUCAUUAUAAAAUGUAAAAAUGUCCUUGUCCGCUUACCCGCCAUGAAUCCCUUUAGCUAUUCUGUUAAAUUAGUUAAAUACAGUUGCUCAAAUAAAGUUAAUUAGAUUAACUCUGAGAGGGCCAGGGUUGCAAAAACAGUUAACAAUGGCCAUUGUUAAUGUGCAUUUGGCUCAAAAUAAAGUCAGUAUAAAUAAACACCCAAAUCAAAUUGGUUGGUUAGGUCAAACAGGUCAGUAUGCAGUGAGUCAUUAUGCACCUAUGCAUAAGUGAUGACCGAUCAUGUUAAGUGCUGCUGAGCGCAGUGCGUUCCAAAUUAUUCCACUCCUCUGCACUGACACUCUCUUAAGCUCUUUAAAGCGACCAUUUAUUCAUUGUGUAUUGUUUUGUAAUAUACAGAGCUUAAACGAGAAUUAUCAAUAGAAACUACACUGCCUGGCCUAAAAAAAAGUUGCAUACUCUUAUAUUUCGUUGGACCGCCUUUAGCUUUUAUUACGGCGUGCAUUCGUUAUGGCAUUGUUUCAACAACCUUAUGUAAUGUCACAACAUUUAUUUCCGUCCAGAGUUGCAUACAUUUUUGGCCGAGAUCUUGUAUUGAUGAUUGGAGAGACGAAGCACUCCGUAAAGUCCAGCACAUCCCAAAGACUUUCAAUGGGGUUAAGGUCAGGACACUGUGGUGACAAAUUCAUGCUCCCUGAACCACUCUUUCACAAUUUGAGCCUGAUUAAUCUUGGAAUUGCCAUCCUGGAAUAUGCCUGUGCCGUCAGGGAAGAAAAAAUUCAUUGAUGGGUUAACCUGGUCAUUCAGUACAUUCAGGUAGUCAGCUGACUUCAUUUUAUUGCCGCAUAACGUCGCUGAGCCUGGACCUGACCAAUUAAAGCAACCCAAGAUCAUAACACUGCCUCCAGAGGCUUGUACAGUGGGCACUAUGCAUGAUGGGUGCAUUGCUUUAUAUGCUUCCCUUCUUACCCUGACGCACCCAUAGCUUUGGAAUAGGGUAAAUCUGGACUCAUCAGACCACAUGACCUUUUUCUAUUGCUCCACAGUCCAAUCUUUAUGCUCCCUAACAAACUGAAGUUCUUUUUUUGUGAUUAGCCUCACUAACUAGUGGCUUUCUUGUGGCAACACAGCUGAUUUGUCCCAAUCCUGUAAGUUCUCGUUGCAUUGUGCAUGUGGAAAUGCUCUUAUUUUCACUAUUAAACAUAGCCGUGAGUUCUACUGUCGAUUUUUUACGAUGUGACUUCAAGCGUUUUAGUGAUCUCACAAUCAUUAAAAAAAAAAAAUCCGACCACAUUUCUUCCUCAAAGCUGACCACUAUCCUUCCAGGUUUUAAUAAUGCGUUGGACAGUUCUUAACCCAAUUUCAGUGAUUUCAGGAAUCUCCUUAGUUGUUUCCUUUGCUUGAUGCAGGCCAAUAAUCUGCCCCUUCUGAAACACAGUAACAUCUUUUCCACGACCACGGGAUACGUCUUCCAACAUGGUUGCUACACACUGCAUCAGUUCGGGUUAAAAGAAUUGUUGCCAGCUGAAACAUAUUAAUCACUGCAAUAAUGAUCCAGUCAUAGGCUCUUAAGUAUCUGCAUAUUUAAAUCCAAAUGGCAACUUUAUUUUUGGCCUGGCAGUUUAUUUUAACCAAACAGUUAGGAACACUUUUGAGUUGGGAAGAGAAAGUGCAGCUGAGUUAUCACUUUAAGACUAUGUCCACACUAAUACGUUUUUGUUUGAAAAUGUAUUAAGUUUGCUGCAUUUAUGCCUCUCAUCCACACUGGAAUUUCACUUUCGAAAAUGCUCUCUGGUAUCACACACUUUAAAAAAAAAAUGAUGUUACAAAACUGAAAAUGGAGAUUUAGACUAAAUGGUUUAUUAAAGGAAAUCGUUCAAAAACAAAAUGUGUUUCAAAUAAACCAUAAAUAAUGGACAUUACUUAAUCCUAGAGUAAUCCCAAAGAAAAAUUAACUGAUAAUUGUGAUGCAUUUAUAAUAAUUCAUGAAAUGUAUAAUAGGAUAUUGAUGUUUCAACAAAGGCUCAAACCUGUUUAGGCUUUAAACGGAUAGUUCACCCAAAAUGAAAAUUCUCUCAAUUUACUCACCCUCAUGCCAUCCCAGAUGUGUAUGACUUUCUUUCUUCUGCAGAGCAGAAAGAUUUUUAGUAAAAUAUUUCAGCUCUGUUGGUCCAUACAAUGCAAGUGAAUGGUGACCAAAACUUUGAAGGUCCAAAAAGCACAAAGGCAGCAUAAAAACCUCUCAAGUGGUUUCAUCCAUAUAUUCAGAAGCUAUAUGAUAGGUGUGGGUGGGAAGCAGAUCAAUAAUUAUUUUAAUUUAUUUUUUUACUAGAAAUCUCCACUUUCACACAUUCUUCUUUUGUUUUUGGUGAUUCACAUUCUUUGUACAUAUCACAACCUACAAGGCAGGAAUUUAGGGUAAAAAAAAGUACUUAAAUAUUGAUCUGUUUCUCACCCACACCUAUAAUAUCACUUAAGAUAUGGAUUAAACCUCUGGAGUCUUAUGGAUUACUUUUAUGCUGCUUUUAUGUGCUUUUUGGGGCUUCAAAGUUCUGUCCACCAUUCACUUGCAUUGUAUGGACCUACAGAGCUGAAAUAUUCUUCUAAAAUUAUUUGUUUCUGUUCAGCAGAAGAAGGAAAGUCAUACAAAUCUGGGAUGGCAUGAGGGAGAGUAAUUAGAGAAUUUUCAUUUUUGGGUGAACUAACCCUUUAAGUUUAACUGUAGUUAAAGAAAAGUUUAACAAGUGGUAAUGUGGACACUUUAGUAUUUAAUAUUUCUUUUUCCUCAGGUAUUGUUUUCUAAUGGUAUUGUUUGUGGGGCUACUCCAUUUUGGUUUCAUCGUAUUUUAAAACCACACCAGUAACAAAUUAUCAGAAAGUGUCCCACUUUACCUGUAUUCACACUAUUUGGUUUAUAUGUUUAGCAAAUUAUCUGUGUAUUACUGAUAAUUACUGUGAAAACAAACUAAAGGAAAAGCUCAGUUAUAAACACAUAUUUAAAUAUCAAGGUGCCUGAGAGAUUUUGGAAGCCUAAGUUUGGAUGUAGAGUGGCAGGCUUUGAAAGUCUGUUAUAUUGAUACUUGAAAACUAUUGCUGAGGUUCACAUUCACACUCAUCUUUAAUCAUUAAUAAUGAAUGCCUGUCUAGUUAAAACUCUUACUUGUUGCUAAUGAGACUGAAUAGUUGUAAUAGUGUAAGUUCUUGUAGAUGUAAACCAUGGGAAAAAAAUAUCUUCUGUAAUAAUUAAUCAUAACCUACAGUUAAUCACAAGGCUAACUCAUGCAGCAAUAUUUUUUUGUUAACAUGAAUGUAGUAUAUGAACUGCAAUGUACAAUUGAUGUAAUAUUUGUUACAAUCUUAGGUCAUGGGCUCAGUUUGUUAUAUCUGGUGUUAAGCAAAUUGGCAGUUAAAAGCUGGUUAAUGUAAAAGAGGAAAGCAUGUUAUUUAUAUGAUCAUGUUUGUCUGUGUGCAAUGAACUGACAAGGGAAGGGGGAAUUGCAAUAGUUGCACUGGAAUCAAUUUGUUGAUCAAAAUGUUGGAUUUGAAAAUGUUUGGAUUCAAAUUGUGCAGAAGGAUUAAUGACAGUGUGCAAUAGACUACUGUUGAGUAAAAAUAAAAUGGUUGGGGCCAUUGUUUGAUAUUUGAAAAACCAAAUUUUGUAAAGAUGGUCACAAACUAGAAAAUGAAAAACUUGUGUACAGAUAGAUGGUGAGAAGGACAAACUGAAAAUAAAUUAUUUUAGUGAAAAGGA